AUUGGCAACGUGGUGCGCAAAGUGACCAGUUGAUUUGUCAAAAGCUCAAUUAAAAUUGUGCAAUUUAUACAUAUCAAAGUUAUUAUUCUUAUUAUUAUAAAGACUCAGGUGAUAGAGGAGAGAUAGUUUUGUGGCUUGGAAGUGAAAAUUGUAAGAAAGAAGGAGUAGUUUCACGAGAAAAGUGAAAAACAAGCCACUGGUUAAGUGAGGUUAGAGGUGAACACGUGUGGGGCGAUGCCGCCCUGGUUGCACGGGGGGACCCAGCGGGAUUUCUUCUCGCUUGGGUCGCGGGACUUUCCGUCCCUGGAUCGAGUAGUAAAGAAGAGAAGGGGGGAAGAGAUCUUCAGCACCCGGUUUGAAGAAAUUGAGCGUAUAGACAAUGCAGGAAGAUUUCUAGUCAUGAAAAACGCAUCACAGGACACGGAUUCAACUACUCCCAUCUCGCCAUUCGCCGUUGCACGGUCACUGCGAGCGCUGGGAGACGUCAAAGACAUCACAAGGCAGAAAGACGGUACACUAAUAAUAGAGUCAAAAUCGAAAGACCAGACUGCCCGUCUCCUAAAUGUCACGAGAGUUGGGAAGCACGACGUGACAGUCACAGAGCAUCCCAAGCUCAAUAAAGCUAAAGGAAUUGUCAAAUGCUGGGACUUCGUAUACAUGGAGGAGAAAGAGUUGUUGGAAGAGCUAAAAUCUCAGAAAGUUGUGGAAGUGCGCCACCUAAGAAGGAAGGCAACGGAUGUGGAGAAGAGAGCUUCUCAGAACCAAAAAGACGUACCAGUGUGGAAAAAUACCGGUACCUUUGUGAUCACUUUUGAUCUUCCGGACAUUCCAAGUGUGCUGAAAGCGGGGUACCUCAAACUAGACGUCCGCCCCUUUGUACCAGACCCGAUCCGAUGCUUCAAUUGCCAAAGAUUCGGCCACAUGAAGACGUCCUGCAGGGGAGUAGCGAUGUGUGGACGAUGCGCUGAAAAGGACCAUUACCCGGAUCCAUGUGUCAAGGAUGUUAAAUGCGUUAAUUGUGGAGGCAGCCACGUUAGCUGGCACAAGAAAUGCCCUGAGUACCUGGCAGAAUACGCAGUACAAAAAAAUUAAAGUUUAUGAGAAAGUCUCUUUCGCAGAGGCGAAGAAUAUCUUCAUUGAAAGGAUGGGUCAAUCAAGGAAGACAUUUGCAGACACUUUGAGACAGCAGGAAACCCCUACCCAGAGUGGUUGCACCAAUUGCCACUGCGACUCCUGCAAGUCAUUGAGGAACGAAAGGGCACACCAAAACGAGCACGAGAAAAUCAUGGACAAUGAGAGAGUGACCAGAGAAAAUCUAUCCCAAAUUGAAGAGCACCAAGUUCCACUAGUAGUUGAAGUAGAGGUCCAUCAGGAAAAGGCCCAAGAUGCAGAGUCUCCUUUGGAAACUCCCGAUAUCUCGACCAUCUCAGAAACGGAAGAGGCUGAUUCAGAAGAGGGGGAGCCUUUUGAAGAAGCAGAAGCAGAAUUUGAGGCAGAGGAUGCAGCGAUGGAGCUUGACCCCAAAAGCUCCGAGGAGGUGAUCACUGCCCAGUCCCAAACUGUUGCGACUGGCCCAGUGUCACAAAAGUUAAAGUCCCACCCAGAAGGCUUGCGGUGCCCCAAACGGACAAAAGAGAGGUCUCUUUCCUCAGAAGGCUCUGAGGGAAAGAAGACAGGACCACCUUCCUCAGGGAAGAACAAGAAGAAGAAAAAGAAGACAGCACCCUACCCAUCGCAGUUUGGAAGCCAACUUCAGGCCAGAAAUCCCAGAGAACACAAUGCAGCAGUUACUCAAAAAGACAGCAACCUGAGUCCCAGUCCCAGAACGAUUAAAAACAUCGUAGGUGUAGACUAGUGCUCUGGCAUCUCCCAUGAUCAUCGGGGGUGAUUUCAAUUCACACAGCGUAACUUGGGGUUGUAUUAGAACUAACACUAAAGAUCUCAGUUAAAGAUCGUAAUUCCUGGGCCAAAUCAACCAUUCGUGAACUAAGAAAAAUAAAA
Messenger RNA from Phlebotomus papatasi, 2001 nucleotides. RefSeq lists its product as uncharacterized. Bases 1001 to 1855 code for a protein of 284 amino acids. Lineage: Eukaryota; Metazoa; Arthropoda; Insecta; Diptera; Psychodidae. The transcript is spliced from 3 exons. The record is from RefSeq and is a predicted model, not a curated record.